AUGUCGGACACAGACUCAGACACGGCCAGCUCGAUUGGCAGCAUUGUUGAAGAGGCAAGCGAGCCGGACACGACUAGUUUCAAGGAUCUAUUUUCCGACCGACCAUGGAGCCGUGUGUCGGACAUGAUAGCGCAUGACAAGGCGGAGCACGGCUUUGACCUCACGGCCACGAUCAAAGCACUUGGGCCAGAUGCCGACGAAAUCACAAUCAUCAAGCUAAUCAACUACUUGCGGUCCGAGGCACAGAAGGGAACAGACCCCAAGAAGAUUAGUGUCACGCUCGACGACCUGGCGAGCGAAAAGUACCUGCAGCCAGUGCUGGAAGAUGACGCCCUGCUGUUUGAACUGGGCGACCUCAUGCCGGAUGACGACGCUCAGGCUGUUGACUACGACGAGUACGAAGCCAAGCUGCACAAGGACAUGCCCGAAGACUUUUCCAAGAUCAAGCUCGUCAAUGAUCGCGACCAGGAUUACUUUGAGUCGUACAAGGGUAACAGCAUCCACCGGGAGAUGAUUGAAGACCGCGUGCGGACAGAGGGGUAUCGCGACUUCAUUGAGAAGAACCCCGAUGUGUUCAGCAACAAGACUAUCCUGGAUGUCGGCUGCGGCACUGGCAUUCUGUCUCUCUUCUGUGCGCGGGCGGGCGCGAAGAAGGUGUUUGCUGUCGACAACUCUGGCAUUGCAGUCCGCGCCAAAGAAAUCAUCAAAGAGAAUGGGUACCAAGACACUAUCGAGGUGAUCCAGGGAAGAGUCGAGGAUUUCAGCACGCAGCAGCGGAUCGGAAAGCAAAAGGUUGACAUCAUCAUCUCGGAGUGGAUGGGCUACGGGCUGCUCUUUGAGGGCAUGCUCGACUCUGUGCUGCGCGCCCGGGACAUGUACCUCAAGCCGGACGGCAUCAUGGUGCCUUCGCACUGCAACAUCCGCCUUGCCCCCAUCAGCGAUGCUGACUGGAUAGCCGAGAACACGGGCGAGAAGUUCUGGCAAGACGUUUACGGGUUCAACUUUGCGCCCAUGAUCCCAGGUGGUCUGCUCAACACGCACGAGAUUGGUGUGUUUGACGUGCCCGCCAAGUCUCUUUGCGGAAGUGCCAACAGCCAUCUGCUGGAGAUGAAGACUGUCUCUGUGCAAGAGCUGAGUUUCAAGGUGCCGCUCCGCAUGACGCUCGACCGCGACAUCACGUCGCUCGACGCAAUUGCAAUCUGGUUCGACACCAUCUUCAUCCACGCCGGCAGUACGCAGGAUAUCCAGACGAUUGACAGCGUCGACUGGGGCACGAACGGCAUCCCUGGCUUGGGCUUCUCAACAGGCCCCAGCAACACACCGACGCACUGGCACCAGGCGGUAUUGCUUCUGGACAGGGACAUGCGGGGCAAGCAGGCCUUCACAAAGGGCACUGUUCUGGAGGGCUACCUGACGUAUGCAAAGGAGAAGGGGGACGAUCGCGGUAUCACGGUGACGGUGGAAUGGAGGGGCAAGGGGCAGCAGGGCGAGGUGGAGGGCAAGGUGGAGCGGACCAUGGCUUAG
Molecule: messenger RNA, 1524 nt
Organism: Exserohilum turcica Et28A
Lineage: Eukaryota; Fungi; Ascomycota; Dothideomycetes; Pleosporales; Pleosporaceae
Exons: 2
Coding region: 1-1524 (507 amino acids)
Biological process (GO): peptidyl-arginine methylation
Cellular component (GO): nucleus
Molecular function (GO): protein-arginine N-methyltransferase activity
Source: RefSeq, a predicted model, not a curated record